ACCUGACUCCAUAACUCCACUACUAAAAGACAGGUCAGAUGGCAGCGAUCUUCUUUACUUCCAACACCUCUGCACGGCAAUUCAAACCCUUUCCCCUGUUUUCCUUGCCAACCCCUGGCUAAGUGUCGAGUGUUUUUUUCAGCUUGAUAUCCGAGGAUCAGCAAUGGACGCACAGUUGAUAGAUUCAGCUCAGUGGGGCAAAUUGCCAUUUGACCUCUUCGUACUAGAGAAAUGGGAUCCGAGCUCCACCGAAGAUGCCCGCGCGCAAGGCGCUCGUCUGGCCAUAGAUUAUGUCAAAUUGGGUCUCCGUGGAAGACAGCCUUACCAUGAAGCCAUCCGCGAAGGGCGUUUCGCGUCACCAACCCAGACGCAAAUUGAGACCAUCUUGGAGCCAAUGCAGACCAUACGAGAACGUAAUUUAAGCUCUACUAUCCACAAGGACAAAUCUAUCUGGCUGCGCACUUGCUACGAGAAUGGAUCGGAUGCUAAGCACGCGGAGCUUUUAUCCAGUCUGAAACAACCAAUUGAGGAAAUCACUAAUGGCAGAGGUCAUGAGUGUCUAUUUGACGAUAUGACCUUGUAUGAUUAUGGGUCGCACUGGGAUCGAAUCUUCACACGCUUCCCCGAGCUAGUCGCUGAUCCAUUUGCUGACCUUGACCGAAAAGAGAAGAAGACUCGCGAUGCUCGCGCCGAGGCUCUCCGCGAGUGGAAAGAAGAGGAGGUCGAUGAGUUGGAUUAUGAAGCCUUCCUCCACUACCACGUCACGGCACAUUUCUUUGUGGAAGAUCGCGAAACAUUGUUCGGCAAUGGCCGGAUGCUAAUUGUCUGGCUUGACGAUCAAGGCCGCGUCGUGCGAGAAACGCGCAUUGAUACGACCGAGCAGUUGUACGAGGUGUUUGGUCUCUGUUCGGACGGCAGCAUCUAUGAAUGCAGCGGCACGUGGCUUGAUGGUGAGGUGGGGCCGGCUUAUCAGCAUGACGGCGAAUUAGGCUUGCUCUCCGCGGAGGAGUGUUGAAAAAUUACAUCUCUCUCAUUAACACAAACAGAUGGCUGCAGCCUUGCUACGAAAGUCGUCGGUCCGUCAAAAAUCGUGUGCUCGGCCGAAAACAAAUACAGACUUCCCAUUAGCUUAUACAACAUAAAAAGAAAAUGAAAUUUUUUUUCUGAGCCCCAC
Xylona heveae TC161 is the source of this 1174-nucleotide messenger RNA. RefSeq lists its product as hypothetical. Lineage: Eukaryota; Fungi; Ascomycota; Xylonomycetes; Xylonales; Xylonaceae. The record is from RefSeq and is a predicted model, not a curated record. Bases 164 to 1015 code for a protein of 283 amino acids. The transcript is spliced from 3 exons.